AUGGCACCCAAAGCCUCGCAAGAAGUGUCCACCUGUCAAACUCGUCCCACGAAUGCCAAUGCUCAUCCUGGCAGGCCUAGCUCGAAGGUCACUGACGACCCACACACAAACAAAAGCCCGGAACAGAAGAGCGCACAUAUUCAGAAGGCUGCUGAACAGAUUGCUGGUAUCGAGGAUGAUAUGGAGGCUCUUGAAGCUAAAGUGCAGGGAGGUAUUAAGGCAAAGCCUGUUUGUCCUCGUCCUCGUCCUGUCGCCAAAGGCAAAAAAACCUCUAGCACAGAUAUUACUGAUGAUGGUCAAACCACUUGUGUUGAUGCAGAGGACACUCUAUUGAGUGAUGGAGAAGCUGAAGUUGUUGGUGGGAAGGAAAAGAAAGAGAAGGCAGUAAAAAUUGCCUUGAAUGAUAAGAAAGGCAACAAGGCGCCUUUGUCUCUUAUCAACAACUGGGCUAACAAUGUACCAGCUGAACCAAAGUCUGCUACACCAAGCUCCAUAUCAAACAUCUUUUCUGCUUCUCACGCUGCAACCACUCCGCCCUCAUCGGUAUUGACCACCAGUACCAAGACCAGUUCCAAGGCCAAACCUGCGCACAUCAAUCAGAAGCAAUCAAUUAGCGCACCUGAGUCCAACGAUGUCCUCAUGGUCAGCAACAAUAGUCUUGAUGACCCUGAGGCUCUUGAACAGCAUCCAGCUGUACUGCCUAGGAAGAAAGGGAAACAGGCGAUUAAAAAGUCUACUUUAAUUGUUCCCACCAGCGAGAGUGACUCUGAGCCUGAGCAGAUAAUGUUUUCUGCUCAGCCUGGUAGUAUCAAGUGUAAGGCUGAUGAUGACGGGGAUUUUGUUGAUGAGACUGCGUCUGAGGCCACUGAUGAUACUGACUUUUCAGCUGAUGAUUUACAGGAAAGUCUCUUGCCCAAGGUUAGAUCAAUUCCCACCAUUGAGAAGGGCCAUGUUUCUCGCAAAACUACAUCAACAUCUACUAUUGUAUCUCAGAGCGCUACCCCUCCACCAUCCAAAAAGUUGAAGAAAGAAAGCUCUGAGGUUACCAGCUGCAGUGAUCUUGUGCCUCCACCCUCAACCCAAGUCCCAGCGGGUUAUUAUGAUGAUGUUGUACCUCCUCCCAGCACCCAAGUCCUGCAGGUCUCACAGAAGGCUACUGCAAAGGAGGUUGUUAAGCCGCGUGUUACGACUUGGAUGGUAUCUGUUGGCGACGCUCAAACAGAGUGUAUGUUGUCAACGGUUGAGGACGUCCUUGGGCUAGCCCAAGGUUAG
This is a messenger RNA of Suillus bovinus, 1272 nucleotides long. RefSeq lists its product as uncharacterized. The record is from RefSeq and is a predicted model, not a curated record. The coding region runs from base 1 to 1272 and encodes 423 amino acids. NCBI's taxonomy places the organism in Eukaryota, Fungi, Basidiomycota, Agaricomycetes, Boletales, Suillaceae. The transcript has 7 exons.